This is a messenger RNA of Kluyveromyces lactis, 1194 nucleotides long. It is a transcript of the gene MVD1, whose product is annotated as diphosphomevalonate decarboxylase MVD1. Gene Ontology annotation, biological process: isoprenoid biosynthetic process; isopentenyl diphosphate biosynthetic process, mevalonate pathway. Gene Ontology annotation, cellular component: cytosol. The record is from RefSeq and is a predicted model, not a curated record. Bases 1 to 1194 code for a protein of 397 amino acids. Lineage: Eukaryota; Fungi; Ascomycota; Saccharomycetes; Saccharomycetales; Saccharomycetaceae. The transcript has a single exon. Gene Ontology annotation, molecular function: diphosphomevalonate decarboxylase activity; ATP binding.
AUGUCUAUUUACAGCGCUUCUACAACUGCUCCAGUCAACAUUGCUACUUUAAAAUACUGGGGUAAGAGAGAUAAGGUAUUGAAUCUACCAACAAACUCAUCUAUUUCCGUUACUUUGUCCCAAGAAGACCUACGUACUUUGACAACGGCUACCACUUCACCAGAUUUUGCAAAAGAUCAAUUGUGGUUGAACGGUAAGGAAGAGUCUCUAGCGAGCGAAAGAACCCAGCACUGUUUGCAAGAUUUGCGCCAAUUGAGACGUGAAUUGGAAGAAAAAGAUUCAUCAUUGCCAACUUUCUCUCAAUGGAAAUUGCACAUCGCAAGUGAAAACAAUUUCCCAACAGCCGCUGGUUUGGCAUCUUCAGCCGCUGGAUUUGCUGCGUUAAUUAAGGCUAUUGCCAAGCUGUACGAGCUCCCUCAAUCCGAAUCAGAACUUUCUAAGAUUGCUAGAAAGGGAUCUGGUUCUGCUUGCAGAUCUUUGUUUGGUGGUUACGUUGCCUGGGAAAUGGGUAAAUUGGAAGAUGGUAGUGAUAGUAAAGCUGUUGAAAUUGGCUCUUUGAAUCACUGGCCAGAAAUGAAGGCUGCUAUUUUAGUUGUUAGUGCUGACAAGAAGGAUACUCCUUCUACCAGCGGUAUGCAAUUGACUGUCAAAACAUCAGACCUAUUCCAGGAAAGAAUCAACAACGUGGUUCCUAAGAGAUUCGAACAAAUGAAGAAAUCUAUACUAGAAAAGGAUUUCCCAACUUUCGCGGAGUUGACAAUGAAAGAUUCCAACUCGUUCCAUGCCACUUGUCUCGAUUCUUACCCUCCUAUCUUCUACUUGAACGAUACAUCCAAGAAAGUCAUUAAACUUUGCCAUGCUAUCAAUGAAUUUUACAAUGAGACUGUGGUGGCCUAUACUUUUGAUGCUGGUCCAAAUGCAGUCUUGUACUAUUUGGAACAAAGUGAAGACAAACUAUUUGCAUUCCUGUACCAUCUGUUCCAAAACGUCUCAGGCUGGGAAUCUAAGUUCACCAAAGAACAACUAUCACAAUUCAAUGCUAAAUUCGAUGAAAUUAAGGAUGAUGUCUCUUUCUACUUGGACUCUGAACUACAUCAAGGUGUAACUAGAGUAAUUUUAACCAGAGUUGGCCCAGGUCCACAAGACACGGACUUAUCCUUAAUCGAUUCUGCGACCGGUUUGCCAAGUAACUAA